AUUGAGAGAUUCCAACGUGAGCUCAAAGAAUGCGAAACACAACGAUCUGAGCAACAUACAAGAAUCACCUCGUUAGAACAGCGCUAUUUGGCUAUACAACGUGAGAAUACGACAUUACAUGACCAGGGUGAUAAGCUUCGAACUGAUCUUGCUAUCAAAAUGACGCAAUUAAAGCAGAACGAUGAAAAGCUCCGAAGCCUCCAGGAACGACUAGACAUUACUGAGCAACACCUCAUACAGGCUCAAAAGGCUACAACAACAGCGUAUGGCCGAGCAACUGUGGGCCAGCUUCUUUUCAAUCAGGCUUUCGAAGAUGGAGAAGAGCACAGCCUUUCCGCCGACGAAUGUAGGCAAGGUGUAAAAGACGUACACUCUAAUGAGGCUAGAAGUUUUGCGAAAGGAAAGCUUCCAGAAUCCGAUGUUUUCCCGACUCUGGAAGUGUUGACUGAUCGGCAGAAUUUCGAAAGUCAGUCGGCCGAAGGUACCAAAACGGAAGAUGUUCGUACGCAGACUUUGUGCCGAGCGCUGGCUAAAAAUGGCCAUUUGAGAACACUACUUUACCCGCAGGACGCAGGUGUACCGUCUGAAAGAUCAGAGAAGGCCUCAUCCAGCCCACAGCUCAACAACCUGGAUGAUGACUCAUCUGUAUGCCUUUCGGAGAACCAGACAAACCGUGAGGUGGCAGGACAGAGUCGAACAGAGCGCAAGCGGUCUCAGAGCGGAGAUGCGAUGAGCUAUCGAAGCCCAGUCAGCCCUUCAGAAGAGAUCGAGCCUGAGCGGCGGGAGGAAAAUGAAGAUGAGGAUGGUGAAGUAAGCGUCGGUUCAGAGGCAGCAAUUGAGAGUGAGGCUUCCGGUGCUACGGGUGAGCCCAGGAAGCAAAGACGUAGAGUAUCCAGAAGAACGACACAUGUUGGAGGCUCACACCUGCUUUUGGGCGAGACGCCAAACAGGAGGUCUUGGGGAGACUAUCCGGGCAACGAUUACAAUGGCGGAGGUCCCCGAAUUGUGGGUCCGACAAGGACCAGUUCGUCGAGAGGGCAGCAACAGCGAUUCACUCUGCAUUCUCUGAUAAGCCAGUUGACGACGUCUGAGGAUAGGGUGCGGGAAUUGCAGGAUCAGGUGAACGAAGUGCAGUCAGAGCUGGUGCGCUCACAGCAAAGAGAGAGUCUGAACGAAAAACAUAAUGUUCGACUUACGGCCACGGUAAGUAAGAUGGAAUGCAAGCUAAAAGUAAAGAAAUUUCUACCGCAGUGCAUGGUGAAUUUCAUCCAUUAUUGCUAUUUAUAA
Molecule: messenger RNA, 1287 nt
Organism: Protopolystoma xenopodis
Lineage: Eukaryota; Metazoa; Platyhelminthes; Monogenea; Polystomatidea; Polystomatidae
Source: the annotation of a GenBank genome assembly